AUGGAUAAUAACCAAUCCAUCAUUAAAUAAACUAUGAUCAUGAUUAAUAUAAUUAUAAUUAUUAAUUAAUUGAUGAAAAGGCAAAGGCCCGGUUGCAUUAGCACGCAGUGCACAUGAUAAUUUCUCUGCUGCUCCUCGCUGGACGAAAGAUGCUUCUCUUCCCCGUUUCUAUAGGAAAGCACGCAAGGCGACUGUGUUCUUCGGGCUUACCUUCCCUCCUCACGCCGUCGCCGUCUUCAUCUCCGCCGGAAAAAUCCGAUCUUCUCCGGCCAAACUCAACCAGAAAAGUCAGCCGGACAGUGGUAGUAUCCGACAAUGUCAGAUCAGAGCUGCAACUCUCGUGGCCACUUCUCCUGGCUGAUGAAGUCCUGCUUCCCCAACCCCAACGACAAGCAUCUCCCCGCCCCCCACGUCCCCCUCCACCGCCACCGCCACGGCCACGCCGAGCUCAGCUCGUCGACCGCCCCCGCCAGCUGCCUCGACUCACUCCCCGACGAUCUCCUCCUCGAGUGCCUCUCCCGGGUGCCCCCACCCUCCCUGCCUUCCGUCUCCCUCGUCUGCCGCCGCUGGUCCCGGCUCGUCGAGUCCCCCGCCUUCUCCGACCUCCGCCGAAUCCGCGGACUCCUCCGCCCCACCAUCUUCGCGCUCGCCUCCUCCGCCGACUCCUCCUGCCUCCUCGCCGCUUCCCUCUGCUUCUUCGACUCCGAUCCCGCGUGGAGGAUCUCCCUCUUCCUCGCAAGUGACUCCGUCUCGCUGGCGAACCUCUUCGGCUUAGUCUCCCACUCCCGCCUUUCCGCGAUCGGCCCGAGAGUGUACAUCAUCGGCAGGAGCGCCAUGGUCUGCUACGACACCUGGACGGGGACGGUCACCACCAGAUCUCCGAUGACCUCUCCGAGGAAGAAGUUCGCCUCGGCAGCAUGCUCCGGCAGGAUCUACGUCGCCGGCGGGGGAGGCUGCGGGGGAUCAUCCUCGGUCGACGAGUAUGAUCCGCGGAGCGACAGGUGGCGGGUGGUCUCCCAGGCUCCGAGGAGGCGGUACGGCUGCGUGGGCGCCGCCGUGGACGGCGUGUUCUACGUGAUCGGGGGGCUGAGGAUAGGGUCCGCGUCGGGAGCCGACCAGCCGCACGCCGCAAUGGGGGCCGAGGCGCACGUCUACGCCAGCUCGAUGGACCUGUACGACGUGGAGGCUCGGGCAUGGCUGAGGAGCCGGUCCCUACCGGGCGGCGGCUGCGUGGUGGCGGCAUGCGCGGCGGCGGGGCACGUGUACAUCCUGGCGAGCCACGCGGUGGAGCUGUCUUUCUGGAGGUUCAACGCGCAGAGGAAGGCCGGGGGAUUCGGGGAGUGGGCGAGGCUGAAGGCUCCGCCGCUGCCGGCGCAGGCCCGGCUGGACUCGAGCGUGAGGUUCAGCUGCGUGGGGGCCGGGGGAAUUGUGGUGCUGGUGCAGGUGGCGGGAUGCAUAGAUGACCUGCUGAGGAGGAGCGGGAGGGGGGAGAGGGGGAUGAGGGAGGGGCUGGUGCUGGUGUACGACGCGGCAGAGGGAGAGUGGAGGAGGGCGGCAGACCUGCCGGAGGUGAUGCAACGCGCCGCCUGCGUGAGCGUGGAGUGCUGAAGCUACGCAAACAGUGGACUGGCAGUAGGCCUUUUGGGACUGAGCAUUGGAGUGUAGUGGAAGGAGCCGACAAGAUUAUCUAUCUGUCAAGGCUCUGUUUGGACGGAAGGAAAAUGUCACUGCAUUGGUCGCGCAUCUUGUCUUGGGAACCAAUCAUCGGACAAAAUCGAUCUAAAUAAAGCACCUGAUUAAUUUCCGAACUCGAUUAAUGAGAUCCAUGGGCGGCCGGUAUUUGAUGGAUAAUUAUCUAUUAAUUAUUGAUGAUUACGUUCGUGUUCAAUAGAGAACGACGAGUCUUGUCACCGUAUUCUACUAUGAUGCAAUAUGCAAACAAAAGUAGCUCUGGUGGGUGGGCCCGAUUUAGACAGAACAUCCGACCAAUUCUCAAUCUAUGCGGUGCGGUCCCCGCAGCUACGGUUGAUGAGUUCACGGGCGCAUGUAUUAUUGAUGAUUAGGGAUGUCGAUUAAUGAGAUUCAUGGAUGGGCCAAUAUUUAAUUAUUA
Punica granatum (pomegranate) is the source of this 2110-nucleotide messenger RNA. Lineage: Eukaryota; Viridiplantae; Streptophyta; Magnoliopsida; Myrtales; Lythraceae. The record is from RefSeq and is a predicted model, not a curated record.